This is a messenger RNA of Capsaspora owczarzaki ATCC 30864, 5610 nucleotides long. Its product is annotated as tyrosine-protein kinase Src42A. Gene Ontology annotation, cellular component: plasma membrane. The transcript is spliced from 50 exons. The record is from RefSeq and is a predicted model, not a curated record. Gene Ontology annotation, molecular function: ATP binding; protein binding; protein tyrosine kinase activity. Bases 1 to 5610 code for a protein of 1869 amino acids. Gene Ontology annotation, biological process: protein phosphorylation. Lineage: Eukaryota; Filasterea; Ministeriida; Capsasporidae.
AUGACACCCAAAGGACUUGCCUUUGGUCUGCUGCUUUUGCUACUCGUCGUGAAUUAUCACGUUCAGGCGGCACAAGCAGCCGUUGCAUGUGGCACUGGCGCUGUGUGCACUUGCUCGGGAACUACUGUCAACUGCGAUAGCCGAUAUCUCACGACCAUUCCAACCGGAAUCCCAGCGACCACAACCAUCCUGUAUCUCAGCAGCAAUCAGAUCACCAGCAUUUCCUCAAGCGCAUUCACAGGCCUGACUGCGCUGACUUACCUGCAGCUGAACAACAACUGGUUGAGCGCUAUUCCCUCCUCUGCAUUCACAGGCCUGACUGCGCUGACACAAUUGCAACUGUAUAACAACCAGAUCACCACCGUUCCCUCUUCUGCAUUCACCGGCCUGACUGCGCUGCAAACCUUGUAUCUGUACAACAACCAAAUCGCCACCGUUGCUAUAAACGCAUUUUCAGGCCUUACCGCGCUGGUCCAAUUGUAUCUGUACAACAAUCAGAUCACUAGUAUCUCGGCAAACGCAUUUUCAGGUCUUUCUAAGCUGAAUACCUUGCAGCUGAACAACAACUGGUUGAGCGCUAUUCCCUCCUCUGCAUUCACAGGCCUGACUGCGCUGACACAAUUGCUACUGUAUAACAACCAGAUCACCACCGUUCCCUCUUCUGCAUUCACCGGCCUGACUGCGCUGCAAACCUUGUAUCUGUACAACAACCAAAUCGCCACUGUUGCUAUAAACGCAUUUUCAGGCCUUACCGCGCUGGUCCAAUUGCGUCUGGACACCAACCAGAUCACCACCGUUCCUGCUAACGCAUUCUCAGGCCUUUCUAAGCUGAAUACCUUGCACCUGUACAACAACUGGUUGAGCGCUAUUCCCUCCUCUGCAUUCACAGGCCUGACUGCGCUGACACAAUUGCGUCUGGACACCAACCAGAUCACCACCGUUCCCUCUUCUGCAUUCACCGGCCUGACUGCGCUGCAAACCUUGUAUCUGUACAACAACCAGAUCAUCACCGUUGCUACAAACGCAUUCUCAGGCCUGGCUGCGCUGCAAGUCUUGCGUCUGGACACGAACCAGAUCACCACCGUUCCUGCUAACGCAUUCUCAGGCCUUUCUGCGCUGAAUACCUUGCAGCUGAGCAACAACUGGUUGAGCGCCAUCCCCUCUUCGGCAUUCACAGGCCUGACUGCGCUGACACAAUUGCAACUGUAUAACAACCAGAUCACCACCGUUCCCUCUUCUGCAUUCACCGGCCUGACUGCGCUGCAAACCUUGUAUCUGUACAACAACCAAAUCGCCACCGUUGCUAUAAACGCAUUUUCAGGCCUUACCGCGCUGGUCCAAUUGUAUCUGUACAACAAUCAGAUCACUAGUAUCUCGGCAAACGCAUUUUCAGGUCUUUCUAAGCUGAAUACCUUGCAGCUGAACAACAACUGGUUGAGCGCUAUUCCCUCCUCUGCAUUCACAGGCCUGACUGCGCUGACACAAUUGCUACUGUAUAACAACCAGAUCACCACCGUUCCCUCUUCUGCAUUCACCGGCCUGACUGCGCUGCAAUUCUUGUAUCUGUACAACAACCAAAUCGCCACUGUUGCUAUAAACGCAUUUUCAGGCCUUACCGCGCUGGUCCAAUUGCGUCUGGACACCAACCAGAUCACCACCGUUCCUGCUAACGCAUUCUCAGGCCUUUCUAAGCUGAAUACCUUGCACCUGUACAACAACUGGUUGAGCGCUAUUCCCUCCUCUGCAUUCACAGGCCUGACUGCGCUGACACAAUUGCGUCUGGACACCAACCAGAUCACCACCGUUCCUGCUAACGCAUUCUCGGGCCUGACUGCGCUGCUUUACUUGUAUCUGUACAACAACCAGAUCACCACCGUUCCUGCUAACGCAUUUUCAGGCCUUACCGCGCUGGUCCAAUUGCAACUGUACGGCAACCAGAUCACCACCAUUCCUUCCUCUGCACUCACAGGCCUGAGCGCGUUGACGCAAUUGCUUCUUUACAACAAUCGGAUUACCAGCGUUCCUGCAAACGGAUUUUCUGGCCUUACGGCGCUGACGGACCUACGUCUGUUCAACAAUACGAUCACCAGCAUUCUUGCAAACGCAUUCACAGGCCUUACCAAGCUGACUUACCUGGAUCUAUCCCUCAACCAGCUCACCAGCAUUCCAGCAGGCGCAUUCUCAGGCCUGACUGCACUGACGCAAUUGCUACUGUACAACAACUGGUUGAGCGCCGUUCCUUCUUCGGCGUUCACAGGCCUUACUGCGUUGCUUUAUCUGUAUCUGUACAACAACCAGAUCACCACCGUUGCUGCAAAUGCAUUCACAGGCCUCACCGCGCUGGUCCAAUUGCAGCUGUAUGGCAACCAGAUCACCACUAUUUCUGCAAGCGCAUUUGCAGGCAUGAGUUCGCUGGUACAAUUGUAUCUAUACAGCAACCGGAUCACCGCCAUUUUCGUAAACGCAUUCACAGGCCUUACUCAUCUGAGUCUCUUGGAUAUUUCCAACAAUCAGAUCACCAGUCUUCCUGCAAAUGCAUUUACAGGCCUGACUGCGAUGACACAAUUAAGUCUCUACAACAACUCGCUCAGCGCCGUUCCCUCGUCUGCAUUCACAGGGCUUACAGCGCUACAGGCCUUGUGGCUGUACAACAACCAGAUCACCUCCGUUGUUGUCAAUGCAUUCACAAGUCUCACCGCGCUGGUCCAAUUGCAGCUGUACGGCAACCAGAUCACCACCAUACCUGCAAGCGCAUUUUCGGGCCUUUCUAAACUGAGUCUCUUGCAGCUGAACAACAACUGGUUGAGCGCCAUUCCCUCUUCGGCAUUCACAGGCCUGACUGCGCUGACACAGUUGCAACUGUAUAACAACCAGAUCACCACCGUUCCCUCUUCUGCAUUCACAGGCCUGACUGCGCUGACACAAUUGUCUCUGUACGGCAACCAGAUUACCACCAUUUCUGCAAGCGCAUUUGCAGGGUUGACUGCGCUGCAAGCCUUGUAUCUGAACAACAACACGAUUACAACCAUUGCCGCAAAUGCAUUUGCUGGCCUUACCGCGUUAAAUUGGCUGGAUUUGUCCGGCAGCCAGAUCACCAGCAUUCCCGCAAAUGUAUUCUCAAGCCUUCCUGCACUAGCGCAAUUGAAUCUGUACAACAACUGGUUGAGCGCCGUUCCCACUUCUGCCUUCACAGGCCUGACUGCGCUGACACAAUUGACUAUGUACGGCAAUCGAAUCACCACCAUAUCCGCCAACGCAUUCACAGGCCUUAACGCGCUGGUACAAUUAUUUUUGCAGAGCAAUCAGAUCACAACCAUUUCAGCAUCCGCAUUCACGGGCCUGAGUUUGUUGACGCAAUUGUAUCUGUCCAACAACCAGAUCACCACCAUAUCUGCAAACGCAUUUACAGGUCUCACUUUGCUGACUACUUUGACGUUGAAUGACAAUCCUGCCACCACUUUGCCGCCUGGUCUGUUCAAGGGCUUGCAGAAUGGCAUGGUUUUGUCGCUGCCUUCUUCGCAAUCUCUGAGCCCCAACAAUUUUACAUUUGGUGGAAACACUGUCGCUCCGCCGAGCACAUACGGGAAUGCGUCCUAUCCUUACCACAGUGAAAUUGCAGCGUGCGAUACAGCUUGUGCCACCUGCUAUGCCGCUGGGUCUGGCGCGUGUUGCGCGACCAAUUGCCUGACCUGCACUUCGUCCGCUGUCUGCACUCAGUGCUAUAACGGUUAUGGUAUGAUGAGCGGAUCCUGUGUCCCAUUGGCUGUCAUCGCCUCGGCCGCUUCCGCCGCGUCUACGCAAUUCGCCUCGGUUGCCUCGGUUGCAUCGAUCGCCUCUGCCUCAGUCACUUCUGCUGCGUCAGCUGCUAUCAAAGCAUCGAUCGCCUCCGUCGAUUCGGUCUCAUCCGCGCAAUUGGCCUCGGCUGCCUCCAUUGUCUCAGCUAGCUUUGCAUCGAUUGCGUCAAUCGCCUCAGUCGCAUCAGCGCUCGAUGCUACUUUAGUUUCGGUUGCCUCGGCUGCUUCGGCCGCCUCUGCCUCAAUUGCGUCUCUUGUUUCCGCCACUUCAACUGUGUCGGCGUCCUUUGCUACCCUCGCUACCGCGUCUUCUGCUUCUAUUGCAUCCACUGCAAGCGCAUCAUUGGCAUCGGUUGCUUCUGACGCUUCCGCUAGUUCGGCAUCCUUUGCUUCUAUCGUGUCAGCAUCUUCAGCGUCAAUUGCAUCUGUUGCAAGCGCGUCAUCUGCAUCUAUUGCUUCCGAUGUUUCCGCUACCUCGGCGCUCUCGGCUUCUGUUGCGUCAACCGCAUCGGCUUCUGCUGCAUCUGUCGCAUCCUCCAUUGCGCAGCUCCGCGCCAGCUCCCAAUCCUCAUCUCCAGUGGCUGCCAUCGCUGCUGCAGUUGUGUCUGUUGCCGUUGUUGCGAUCAUUGCAGUGGUGUUCAUCGUGCUGCGCCGUCGUCGAUCGCAACGCCGUUCUUCAGGCAUGCGACCGAAGGACUCUGCAAAGGACUCUGCCGGUGGUCCGAUCUACCAGGAGGCUGUUGAGAUGACCAUCUCCCCUCUUCCCCGUGUGACUCAAUCUCACAAAGAGGACGACAGCUCAGUUUACGACGUGGUCGGCCAAAAGCAGCCAGAAUCCCUGUACCAAGCCAUCGCGACUGACGCGGUCUACGACGAUGCCAGCGUCUACGACGAUGCCAGCGUCUACGCCUCUGGCAGCAACUCUCGACGCAUUCGUGAUGGCUUGACGAUUGUAAAGCACCUUGCCAGCGGGAACUUUGGCGACGUGGCACUGGGUCAGGUGCCUUUCAACGUGUUGCCCCCAAGAGCUCAAACCUUGCUCGGACCAACGGCGUCCAAAACUGUGCAAGUGGCAGUCAAGUCGCUCAAGUCCAACGCAGACGAGAAAUCCCGCAAGGACUUUGAAGGCGAGGCGAAGUUGAUGGCGCCGUUUGUGCAUCCGAAUGUCGUGCGGUUGCUUGCGGCUCUGGUCGAGUCCGAGCCCCAUCUCGUUCUGCUCGAGUUUGUGCAGUACGGCGACUUGCGUACACUGCUGCAAAAGUCCAAAGUCCACUCGCUUUGGUGGACACCGAACGAGCAGGUGCAUGCCAUUCGCCAGAUUGCACUUGGCAUGGAGUAUCUGGGCACGCUCCACUUUGUGCACCGUGAUCUCGCCGCGCGCAACUGCCUUGUUGGCAAAGGAAUGGUGGUCAAGAUUGCCGAUUUCGGGCUUUCUCGCGAGAUGGCCUCCGAGAACGAUUACUAUCGCAUCCAGACGCGUGGCAAGCUUCCCGUGAAGUGGAUGGCACCGGAAACGCUGACUUUCCGAAAGUUCUCGUCCAUGUCCGAUGUGUGGUCGUUUGGCGUCACAGCCUGGGAAUGCUCCAGUUACGGUGCAAAACCGUACGGCGACAUGGACGGACGCGAGACUCUGGCUCAUGUCGAAGCUGGCGGUCGACUGCCGAUGCCACAGACCUGCAUGCCCGAGCUCUACAAUGUGAUGAUGAGCUGUUGGGACCUUUCGCCCGAGAACCGUCCGACCUUUGCUCAGCUUGUCCGAACCCUGACAGCGCUCCAAGAUGGGACGACCGUUCGUGAAAUCGGUGCCAUGCUGUGA